This is a messenger RNA of Fundulus heteroclitus (mummichog), 1408 nucleotides long. RefSeq names its product C-C chemokine receptor type 4. The record is from RefSeq and is a predicted model, not a curated record. The coding region runs from base 26 to 994 and encodes 322 amino acids. Gene Ontology annotation, biological process: G protein-coupled receptor signaling pathway; immune response. The transcript has a single exon. Gene Ontology annotation, molecular function: G protein-coupled receptor activity. Lineage: Eukaryota; Metazoa; Chordata; Actinopteri; Cyprinodontiformes; Fundulidae. Gene Ontology annotation, cellular component: membrane.
UGCAACUUUUCCAGCCAACUGCACCAUGGAUCACUUCAUUUCUACCAUGGACACCUCUAAUUUGUCUGCUCAAGGACUUCUACCUCGCCGUGCCUGGAAAACGAGUGGACUGAUCCCUGGGGUGAUGCUGUCCUUCUGCUUUCUGCUCGGAUUUCCUGGAAAUAUUGCUGUGAUUAUUCUAAAGCCCAACUGGCAGAACAUGUCCCACCUGAGCCGGAGUUUAAUGCUGAAUCUGGCCAUUUCUGACCUACUUUCUCUGAUAACUCUUCCCCUGUGGAUCUACAGUCUGCUCAAGAGCUGGACAUUCGGUGAGGUUCCCUGCAAGCUUCUCGGUUAUAUUGUGUACUGUAGCCUUUAUGGCAGUCUGCUGACUGUGACAGUGUUGAGUGUCCAGCGAUACAUUGUGGUGGUGCACCUACGGAGGAGCAUUCAGAUACAAAAAAGACUGCUACUGGUUCUGCUGUGGCUUGUUGCUAUGAUCCUGUCCAUCCCUGCUCUGAUGAUUGAGCAGCUGGAAACUAACCAGAAGUGGACGUACUGCUACCCUCAGUUUUCAUCUGAGAGCCAGGGAAUUGCAGUGCUACUGGCAGAGACCACAUCUGGAUGUGUUUCCUUUUCUGUGGUGGCCUAUUCCUACAUUCGCCUCCACAGGAAGGUCAGCCACGCAACGUUUUCCAACAGUCCACGGACGACCAGACUGGUAACCAGUAUCAUUAUAAGCAACUUUCUUCUGUGGUCUCCUCUUCAUACCAUAAACAUGUUGGCCUUGGGAGCUAUAUGCUUCAAAGAUAAAAGCCUGUUGAAAUUUUGUAUAGAUAUGUGGGACAUUGUCAAGGGACUUGCAUUUGUAAAUAAUUGCAUCAAUCCACUGCUGUAUGCCUUUACUUCGCAUAAAAAAUUUAUUCUUUUCAAAAACCAGCAAGAAUUGCAACAGAUCAGAACUACCCAAACACCGGAUAUAAGUACAAUUGCAGAAGCUUUCAUUAAUAAUUGAAAGGACAAUUUUUGUAUACAGAACUAAACAAAGCAAUUUUUUUUUUUAAAUCAAAACAUUCAUCCUUCCCUGCUAAUUAUGUCAUCUAUCAAAAACUGUAAAAAUGAACUUCGAAAUGGAAUUAUAACUUAUCAUUUGUCAUUUUAAUUAAUCUUUAGUGAGAUUUUUUUUUCUGCAUAUACCUUAUUAAUCUUUUUCUUCAUAUUCAUCCAGUGCACCACUCAAUUUUACUCAUUUGAUAAUAAAUUCAAUUAUCCUUGGAAAGCUGGGGGCGUUUUCUUGGACUAAUGUUGAUUAAAGUGUCUUUGUAUCUGGUCAAAUCCUUAUUUUUUAUUGGACCUUAUCUGAACAUAAUUUUUCAUAAAACCAGUCCCAGUUUCAGGACAUCAGUCAGCGUGAGUACAUAAUCACGCA